UUGCGUUGUAGCUUCUUCUGCUAUUUAAAAAAAGGAUUAAAAAAAAAGAAUUUCGUGUGCUGAUGAAAUAUUGUAAAUAUUGCAAGGGAAAAAAUAGAGUUGAAGCUAAAUCUUGGCUUGAUGAAGAGUUUCUGGGGUCUGCACUAGGAAAAUCAACGAUCAUCGAUUGGUAUGAUGACUUGAAUUAAAAUUGUUAUGGCUGAAAACGUAAGAGUUAUUGUACGAUGUCGGCCUAUGAACAGAAGAGAGAGAGAAUCAAACUGCAAGUGUUGUGUAAAAUGUCACGACUGCAUGGUGGAAAUUUGGGAUCCAAGCGAAGGACCAGCUUUUCCCAAACAAUUCACAUUCGACUACACUUACGACGAAAACUCUACUACUGAAAUCAUCUACAACGAUAUUUGCUACCCGUUAGUAGAGAGCAUCUUGGAGGGUUACAAUGCCACAAUAUUCGUCUACGGCCAAACAGGGUGCGGCAAGUCACAUACGAUGGAGGGAAACAAAAAUUCGGAACCUCCUGACAAAGGUGUUAUCUCCAGAGCCUUUGAACAUAUCUUCGAAGCCAUAGCUGUAACUACAGGUGUUAAAUAUUUAGCUAUAAUUAGUUAUUUGGAAAUUUAUAACGAACAGAUAAGGGACCUCCUUCUGCCGACUGAAAAGAUAUCAACCAAUUGUGCUCUAAGUCUGAAAGAAACACCUAAUGAGGGGGUAACAGUGCCAGGAUUAACAUCUCAUCCCGUCCACAAUGCGUCGGAGUGUGAAAAAUACCUCAGUAUUGGAUCCAAAAAUCGAAUGAUUGGGGCUACCCUUAUGAAUCAGAAUAGUUCGAGAUCUCAUAGUAUAUUCACAAUCAGUAUAGAGCAAAUAAGUGUGCAGAACAACAACGAGAGUAUCAGAAAAGGUAAACUGAAUUUGGUAGACUUGGCUGGUUCUGAGAGACAAGCUAAAACGGGUGCCACUGGUGAUAGACUCAAGGAAGCUACGAAAAUAAAUUUAUCCCUAAGUGCCUUAGGAAAUGUUAUUUCCGCCUUAGUAGAUGGUAAAGCCAAGCAUAUUCCUUAUAGGGAUUCAAAGCUUACACGAUUAUUACAGGAUUCCCUUGGAGGAAAUACUAGAACCCUAAUGAUAGCAUGCAUAGGUCCGUCAAGUAAGGAUUAUAUGGAAACUUUAUCAACUCUAAGAUAUGCAAAUAGGGCCAAAAAUAUAUACAAUAAACCAAAGGUCAAUGAGGAUCCAAAAGAUACCAUUCUUCGACAAUACCAAGAGGAAAUUGAGAGGCUCAAAAAUCUACUGGAAACAAAAACAAUAACAGAAAGUACAACAAAUUUUAAAGACAUUCCAAUAAUUGCGGACAUGGAAGUAAACGAGAAUGUGCAGUUUAACACUGAUUUGGAUACAAAAAGAGACGAACUAAUAAAAGAAUACGAGGAAGAAAUGAAGAAACUUAAGAACCUCCAUGAAAAUGAAAAAAAUGAGAAAGAGAACAUCUUAAAGCAAAUUGAACAAAUAAAGAUUGAGUACGAGAAGAAUCUGAAUGCUAUGAAUCAGCAGAUGAAGCUUAAAAAAGAGAAAGAUUUGGUUUCUGAAAAGGAAAUUUUGAAAAGGAUAGAAGAAUUGAAAGCUUCCAUGAUUGGAGGAGAGAAAGCGCAUGACCAUGAGCUUUCAGAAAGGAGGAAGAGGAAGAAAAGGGCAGCAGAGCAUCGAGCUAGUGUAAUCGCCCAUUUGCUAGCCAAAAUUGAUGAAAAUGAAGAUAGAGAAAUACUCCAAAAUCAAUAUAAAGAUAUAUCCCAGGAACUCAAUCUCAAAAGUGAGAUCCUCAGAAGGUACAAAUAUAAGGUGAAGACAUUGGAAAAGGAGAUAAAGGAUAUACAAGGUGAAUUUGAAACUGAGAGGCAGGACUAUUUGGAAUCGAUAAGGAAACAAGAAAGAAAGAUUACAUUAUUGUCUCAAAUAGCUGAUAAAAUAUCGACAACAUUGAAGAAGGAUUGUAAUUAUAGUGAUAUAGAUUCCAUCAAAGAACAAGCAUUAUGGCUGGAAGAAACUCAAAAAUAUAAACUUCCCGAAAUGGUUACACAUCGAACAAAAUUGCCAACACCAGGUAGAUUAGUCGACAUACAAACUGCUCCUGCACGUUUGAAUUCGUUCACAGAGGACGAAAAGAGUGGCAGAAAAUUAGAUGUUGAUACUAUAAUCGAAAAUUAUUUUCCACCAAGAAAAAGAGCUAAUGAGCUUUUGAACCAAUCUACCAAACUAGAUACUGCACAAGUCUUCAACACUUGGAGAGGUCAAAAAUCUGUUACAGAAUUCACUAAAAGAAAUAAAGCAAGAUCAACCGAUCACCUGAAUACUAUAAUAGUAUCUUCGCCAAAUAGACACCGGGGCGGUUUACCGAGAAGUUUGAAUGGUUUGAAUAGUUUAUGGCUAAAUGGUACAUCAAAACUGCCAUAUGAAAGUAACAUGAAGAAACCUUUGCAACUUGAAGCCCUUCCAAACAUAAACCAAGCUAAAAACGGAACUAUUAGCUCAUUUGAAAUUAUUUGAUCGAAUAGCUAAAUAUUUUUAAGCUACUACUUGAGAUAAACAGCCAAGCCCACGCAUAAAUACUUACAGUUGUCAGCUGGAACGUGGAAAAGUUUGAGUUAAAUCAAACAUUGUGAUAUAUUUCAAAGAUUUCCAGUUCAUAUUUUUAGCAAGGAGGAAGUUCUUCCGUGAAAUAAUAAAAACAAAAUCAUAAAUGGCAAGCAAUCGUUUUUCAAUUCACACAAAAGAGAAAUAUAAUAUUGAAUAUAUAACUAUGUAUUGUUAAUUCAAUUAACAAGUAUUGUUUGAAAUAUUUUGAAGUGUGAUGUUUGAAUAAUUGUUCAAUAAUGUAUUUUAUGAUAAUAAAACUUGUAGAAUAAUGA
Molecule: messenger RNA, 2900 nt
Organism: Harmonia axyridis
Lineage: Eukaryota; Metazoa; Arthropoda; Insecta; Coleoptera; Coccinellidae
Product: osmotic avoidance abnormal protein 3-like
Exons: 15
Coding region: 196-2538 (780 amino acids)
Biological process (GO): microtubule-based movement
Molecular function (GO): microtubule motor activity; ATP binding; microtubule binding
Source: RefSeq, a predicted model, not a curated record